CAGAGUACGUCUCGGUGUUCUCCGCCAUUUUGUAGAGGUAUAAGAUAACACGGCGAAGCUGAUAUCUCGCUGCUCUCAUCCUGUAGUUCUGUGUUGUGCAAUGGACGGCCGUCUAGAGACUGAUUUGUAUCCUAUGGGAUCCGGUUACGCUGCUGAAAUAGACAGUGUCCACGAUAUUACAGUUGGUACAAAGCGGGGAUCUGACGAACUUUUUUCCUCUUGCGUCCCUAACGGACCCUAUAUCAUGAGCAAUUCGGCUGCAGCAGCCAAUGGCAACGACAGUAAGAAGUUUAAAGGAGACCACAGAAGUCCUGGGGUUCCCUCGCGUGUGAUUCACGUGCGCAAACUUCCCAACGACGUCAAUGAAGCCGAGGUCAUUUCACUGGGACUGCCCUUCGGUAAAGUCACCAACCUGCUCAUGCUCAAAGGAAAGAACCAGGCUUUCCUAGAAAUGAACACAGAGGAAGCAGCACAAACGAUGGUCAGUUACUACUCUUCAGUGACCCCUGUCCUGAGGAAUCACCCCAUUUUCAUCCAGUACUCCAACCACAAGGAACUCAAGACAGACAAUUCUCCUAAUCAGGCGAGAGCACAAGCAGCCCUGCAGGCUGUGAACGCUGUCCAGACUGGGAAUGUAGCGAUGCAAGGCACUGUGGACACUGCUGGAUUGGGCAGUCAGAGCCCCGUCCUGCGCAUCAUUGUAGAGAACCUCUUCUACCCUGUAACGCUGGACGUCCUGCACCAGAUUUUCUCCAAGUUUGGCACAGUGUUGAAGAUAAUCACAUUUACCAAAAACAACCAGUUUCAGGCUCUCCUUCAGUAUGCAGAUCCCUUGGCUGCUCAGCAUGCUAAACUGUCUCUGGAUGGACAGAACAUCUACAAUGCUUGCUGCACUCUGCGCAUUGACUUCUCCAAGCUGACCAGCCUGAAUGUGAAAUACAAUAAUGACAAGAGCCGUGACUACACCCGGCCUGACCUCCCGACUGGGGAUAGCCAUCCCUCCAUCGACCAUCAGAGCAUGGCGGCCGCCUUUGCACAUGCUUCUCCCCGCUGGCCUGAUGUUGGCUGCUUCUUUCCUGCAGGUGCCCCUGGUCUAAUCUCAGCCUCCCCCUAUGGAGCUGCUGGGUUCCCAUCUGCCUUUGCCAUUCAACAGGCUGCAGGCAUGUCGAUGCAGGGUGUCCCCGGGGCGCUGGCCUCUCUGGGUAUCCCCGGUGCUGCUGCUGCUGCUGCUGCUGGAAGAAUGGGCUUCCCUGGCCUCGCCUCGGGUCACUCAGUCCUGCUGGUCAGCAAUCUGAACCCUGAGAGAGUUGCGCCCCAAUGCCUCUUUAUUCUUUUCGGUGUGUAUGGCGAUGUGAUCAGAGUGAAGAUCCUGUUCAACAAGAAAGAGAAUGCCUUGGUACAGAUGGCAGAUUCCAAUCAGGCUCAGCUGGCAAUGAGCCACAUGAAUGGGCAGAAGCUGCACGGGAAGGCGAUCAGGGUGACCCUGUCUAAACACCAGACAGUGCAGCUGCCUAGGGAGGGCCAGGAGGACCAGGGGCUCACCAAGGACUUCAGUAAUUCUCCCCUCCACCGCUUCAAGAAGCCAGGCUCCAAGAACUUCCAGAACAUCUUCCCUCCCUCUGCCACCCUCCACCUCUCAAACAUCCCACCUUCUGUGGUUGAAGAUGAUCUUAGGGUUCUGUUUAUGAGCUGUGGGGCAGCCGUCAAAGCAUUCAAGUUCUUCCAGAAAGACCGUAAAAUGGCGCUGAUCCAGAUGGGCUCUGUGGAGGAGGCGAUCCAGAGCUUGAUUGAGUUUCAUAAUCAUGACCUGGGGGAGAACCACCACCUGAGGGUCUCCUUCUCCAAAUCCACCAUCUAGAGGAGCAGGCAGGGCAAGAGGAAGCGCCGUCGCCUAUAGACUUCAACUCCUCAACCCGAUAACAAUCCACGAGACUCACUUCCAUCAUUCCUUAUUCAUAUAUAUGAAUAUAAAAAAUAUAUAUAUAAAUAUAUGUAUAAAAUGCCACUUUGAACCUAGAGACCAGAAAAACGCAAACCAGAGAUUUUAUUUGGGUUUUAAGAAUCUGUUUUAGCUUUUAUUUUUAUUUAUUUUUUUUUACGAGUAGCUGAGAAUUAUUCAUUUGUUUUGUUUUUUCUCCCCAUUUGUGAUCUGUAAACAAUGCUACGCCUAGUAUAUAAUUGGUGUCUAUGGAACAUUCCCGUUCAUUUUUUUUUUUUUUUUUUUUUUUUUUUUUUUUAUAUAAAUGUACUCCUGAUGCCUUUUGGGGACCCAUACCACUGUGUAGUUUGUACAGUACUCAACUUCAAACGUCCAUGCUGCCUAGAAGAAAGUCCUGUGCCUUAUUUUCUGAAGAUGCUGUUUUAGUGGCUAAAGAAAUUUUAAAAUUUAAUUUUUUUACCCCCAGUACUUGUGUGGAUUUCUUUAGAGGGGGGUGUUUAAUUGAAAAUUGCAGAGAAAGGCCUGACGGAAUAUUUCUGUUUUGACUUUGGCUUCUAAGAACUCUCUGCCAUGUUUUUGUGUUUUGCAUUUCGAUGUAGAGGAGACUGGUACUGAGCUGCUGUAAACUUUAGCAGCUGUAACAGGAGAGGGAUGGUUUGAAAAGCACAGAGGGCACUGGAGUGCAGUGGAAGGUUCACAUCAUUGGCAAGUCUGUAGCGCUUGUGUACAUAAUUUUUUUUUUUUUUUUUUUUUUUGACUGAUCAGCUUCCCAAGUGUGCAUUUAAUUUUUUCCAGAUUGCCAUUUUAUACUGGGACUUUCAGUUUUAUAUCUAAAUAUGUGAUUACUGAAUUUAUUUACUGUCUUAUUACUGUGUAGCCCUAGGUAAACAGAAAUCUUAUUCCAUGUACUCUUUGCCUUAAAGUUAUGCAAAAUAGUUUUUUUUAUUAAUGCUAACCUUGUGUAGAUUUUCAUAAGAUAUAUAUAUUCAUCAUUCUUACACUUUCUGUUUUUUAAAGAGGGUUGCUGUUUAGUUUUCCUAUCAGUGGUGACUAGUUGUAUUUGUGCCUUUCUGCAUCAUUAACCUGAAAUGUACCCAUUGAAGCACAGAGCAGGACCUGUGAUGGUAGAGUGGUGGCAUGCUGACUUUUAACUGGCUUUCAAAGUGCACCUAGUAUUCUCAGUCAUUGUCCUGUUGCCACCAUAGGUCCAGGUUUCUUUCAACCUGGUCCAUUUAAAUGUUGAACAGUUUUGUCAUUAGCAGCUAGUACAGGAGAUCUAGAUGAACUUUGCUUAUUUGGCAGGUAUUGGAGGUGCAUUCAGCAGCUCAAAGAUUAAGGUCUUUCAAACACUGCUGAAAUUCUGUGGCUGUUAAUUGGGCAUUUCUUACUUCAGGGUUAUAUAGCAAAUAUGUCUUAAGACAGACAAGUUUUCCUUUAAGCUUCUUUGAUGUCUAACUGGUAACAAGCACACGGUUUAGUGGGUACAACUGAAUUUCUGCAGAGUAGUGUAACUUCUCCUAAGCCUUUAUUUUCCUUUAAACUUAAUCUGGGGGGAAAACCAUGUUUUAUCUUAACUUUGUAAAAUGGUUCAAAGCAAUAACAUGGUUUAGAAUUUCUCCUUAUAAAUACAAUUCAGGGUUAUUACAGCAUAUCUAGGACCAAAGGUUUUAUUGUGCUUUUUUUCUGUUUUUGACAUGAAACUUAUUCUUUUUGUACUGGUGGUUUGGCUAGUCUCAAUAGCCCCUAUGAAAUAUUGUGGCUUAUAAACCUGGUUGCAUAAAUUGGCAUACAGGAUUGUCGAGGACAAUAGUUGAAAGCUGUAUCUUGAAGUAGAUAAAGCUGACACAACCUCUUCCUCCUUUUUUAAAAGUGUAUUGCAGGAUCUUAUCCAGAUCUGGUGCAAUGUACAGUAAUUGUUUUAAUAGCCUUAAUUUUGUUUGGUAUUUGGGACCAGAGCAAAUAUCCUAGACUAUGCAGCUUUAUUAUCCCAAUGUGCAUUUGCAGCGUUCCUGGUUGGUUAACUUAAAUUGGUGGAAGGAGGAUUGCACAGCUUGUGUCCUCACCUGUGCUGUUUUGCAUCAGAAUCAAUCAGUUUUCUCUGGAGACUUUCCCCCUCAUUUCAGUUAAGAUUCAUCGGUGGUUUUUAGUUAACUCCCAUAUCUGCCUUAAUGGCAUCUAUUUUAUAGGUCCUUAAGUUGCCGUUUCACAGAAUGCUGGGAAAAUCUCCAGAGAUCUGUGGUUCAAAGGGGGGGUGGGGUGGGGGGGAGUAAAUGCAAGCCUUAACAUAAAGAAAUGUAAAUGAUGCCCAUUCCAUGUUCAAGAUGUGUCUGGCUGCAAAGUGGUUGUGGUUUGGGUUUGGGGGGGGGGGGGGGGUUGUUAACAGGAAAGAAAAAAGGUGUAAAUAUUCAUGCUUUUUUUUGUACCAGGUAAAUGGAAGCAAUACAGGUUUUAUAUGGAUCAAACAAAUGUAUAUUUUGAUAGCAACUAUGACAAAAGGUUUUUCAGACAAUUCUAGAACUGUUGAAGAAAAACCCAUUUAAAAGUUUGUAACACAAAAAACAAAAAGAGAAUUAAAAUAUUUUCUAAAAGUUUGUAUCCUCUUACUGCAUUUUUUAACCCAUUGUUGUGUAGCAGUUGAUUUAUGGUUAGUACCUUCUGGAUCUUGUGCCUUCAAUAAAUUUCUUUCUUUUACUCCCUC
Molecule: messenger RNA, 4637 nt
Organism: Acipenser ruthenus (sterlet)
Lineage: Eukaryota; Metazoa; Chordata; Actinopteri; Acipenseriformes; Acipenseridae
Product: polypyrimidine tract-binding protein 1-like
Exons: 16
Coding region: 101-1858 (585 amino acids)
Biological process (GO): regulation of cell differentiation; mRNA processing; regulation of RNA splicing
Cellular component (GO): nucleus
Molecular function (GO): mRNA binding
Source: RefSeq, a predicted model, not a curated record